Molecule: messenger RNA, 15466 nt
Organism: Cuscuta epithymum
Lineage: Eukaryota; Viridiplantae; Streptophyta; Magnoliopsida; Solanales; Convolvulaceae
Source: the annotation of a GenBank genome assembly
UUCUCAUCAACUUGGAUUUCAGACAGGCAAAGACCAUCUCUGCCUAUCUCAUUCGUUCCGGUAUUCUGCCACCAUUCUCACUGUUAAUGCCAAUCAUUUUAAACCACGCCGCUGAUCAAUACAUAUAGACUACUUAUGCGCAUACUCGGCUAUGGGCCACCACCCUAACAGUCACCACCACUCCACGGCGACAGAUGGAGUUUCGCCGCGGGUCAACAGUCCGAGAUUCUCGGGCUCCAUGACCCGCCGAGCCCACUCCUUCAAGCGCUCCAAUAAUGUCGGCGCUAAUCAGACCUCCCAUAGCAGUAGCGGCACUUCUACCUCGCUGAACACCCACCACGAGAUUGACCUCAAUCUGAACUCGCCCAGAUCUGAGGGAAAUGCGAGCCCUCUUUUGGGCGACGGGUCCGAAUCAGUGGUAGAGAAGAAACAAGCUCAGACCCACUUGAGUAGUGUGAUCCAAAGAGUUCAUUUGAGAAGAAAGAUUGGAUCUUUGGGUGUGGAUUUGGGCUUUGGUGGAUUGGAGCUCAAGGGAAAGAAGAAAUUAGGGCACUUAAUGUUCUUGGUCUUCUGCAGCCUGUGCUUGUUCUUGGGUCUUCUCAAGUUCUGUGCUUAUGGCUGGUUUGGAUCCGCUGUUGAAAAGACUGGAUUGAAUCAGGACUUUUCAGAUUCUCUUGUCAAUCGCCAAACUAUGAGGCAUCAAGGGUCUCAUGAACAUUACAAUGGAUAUUCGGUGAGAUAUCAUGGUGAAAGAGAUGGAGAGAGUGAGGUGGUGGAGCCCUUAAAUAUGCUAGCUUCAGGGGAGGUUCGUAGUCAAAACAAGGCAGUUUAUUCAGAGAUAUGGUCCAAACCUAACAGUGUAAAUUUCACAAAAUGCAUUGAUCGGCCAAAAAGUCACAGAAAGCUAGAUGGAAAGACAAAUGGGUAUAUUCUGAUGAAUGCCAAUGGUGGAUUAAACCAGAUGAGAUUUGGGAUCUGUGAUAUGGUUGCUGUGGCUAAAAUCAUGAAGGCAACGUUUGUACUUCCAUCUCUUGAUCACACUUCCUACUGGGCUGAUGAGAGUGGCUUUAAAGAUUUGUUUGACUGGCAACACUUCAUUGAGAGUUUGAAGGACGAUAUUCACAUAGUUGAGGAAUUGCCGCCUGAAUUUUUAGGAGUUGAACCUUUCAACAAAACACCAAUAUCUUGGUCAAAGGUUAGUUAUUACAAAUCAGAGGUCCUUCCACUGCUCAAGCAGAAUAAAUUGAUGUACUUCACUCACACUGAUUCCAGGCUUGCCAACAAUGGGAUUCCAAAUUCUAUACAGAAGUUGAGAUGCCGUGUAAAUUACCAGGCAUUAAAGUACUCUGCUGCCAUUGAAGAACUUGGGAAAGCUUUUGCAUCAAGAUUGAGGAAAAAUGGAAACCCUUAUCUUGCUCUACAUUUAAGGUAUGAGAAAGAUAUGCUUGCUUUUACAGGCUGCAGUCAUAAUUUGACAGCAGAAGAGGAUGACGAACUUCGUACGAUGAGGUAUGAAGUCAGCCAUUGGAAGGAAAAGGAGAUUGACGGGGCAGAGAGAAGGCAGCUUGGCGGGUGUCCCUUGACCCCUAGGGAGACUGCCCUUUUGCUCAAGGGUCUUGACUUCCCUUCCACCACUACGAUUUACUUGGUGGCGGGUGAAGCAUAUGGCAAGGGUAGCAUGCAAUAUCUUUUCGAUAACUUCCCAAAUAUCUUCUCUCAUUCGACUCUUUCGUCAGGCCAAGAAUUAAGUCCUUUCAGGAAUCACCAAAACAUGUUGGCUGGUCUGGACUAUGUUGUUGCACUUCUGAGUGACGUUUUUCUUUAUACUUAUGAUGGAAACAUGGCAAAGGCUGUACAGGGGCAUAGGCGGUUUGAGGAUUUCAAGAAAACUAUCAAUCCUGACAGGAUGAAUUUUGUGAAGCUAGUCGAUGAACUGGAUGGAGGAAAGAUCUCGUGGGAAAAGUUUAGUUCCAAAGUCAAGAAACUUCAUGAGAAUCGGACUGGGGCUCCUUGUACGAGGGAACCAGGCGAAUUCCCAAAGUUGGAAGAAAGUUUCUAUGCCAAUCCUCUGCCUGGUUGUAUAUGUGAGAAAGCCUAGAAAGAGUAAUUUGAUUGGGUCUAUGAAAUAUAGUGCUAUGCUCUAAUCUCAUUGUUAAGUUCACCACCAAGUGCAAGAGCUCCCUCCAACAGGAAGACUUUCAUGUUCAUCUGCUUUGGCAUGAAGCUUUACUGUGACUUUCAUGCAAUUGCCAUGAAAAUGUUUGGCAUAUCAAGAACUUAGAAGCAUCGACUUCCGCGAUUGGUGAUUCAUACCAAUAUUAUUACACACUUAUACAGAAAUUACAGAGUUUCAUUCUUUUUUAAAGAAUUCCUAGAAUUCAAUUCUUUCAUGAUCAGUGGUUGAGUGUUGCAUGUUCAUAUAGCCUUGCAGUAGAUCUGUGCAGACCUUCAAAACCUACAACAUGAUUGAUUUCAUUAGUAAAUGAUAAUGUUGAUAGAUUUGUUGCUGCAAAUAUGCCAGCAUAACUGGAGACACCCUUGAGAAAGCCAUAGUUUGUCAUGUGUACACAACUAUUCUGUAAUGCAUUAUGCCAGUUGAAUUGCAAUCUACUGAUUUUGUUUUUAGGCACCAUUGUUGAAAAAAAGACCUACUUUGAAAGUAUUAGGCCGUGUAGAAGAAGAAAAAGAUGAUGCGUUGAUAAGAAAAUGGUCAAGUACAGGAAAUGCUCUGCUGUGCAAAUGAUGUUUGCCUGCUUGGUUUCAAGUGUACUUAGUUGAUGUGGUCUUUUAAUGAGGGGCAGUUAUCUACCCUUGACCAAGGAUUUUUGUUUGUUUAUGUUUGAUCUAAAUUGGUUCAGUAUGGUCUAAUAAUUGUCGAAGCUUGGUUAAGUCAAGUCUAAUCAGGUUAGAUUUGGUCUAUGUCUAUGUCUUAUUUGAGUUUUAAAUCAGUCUAAUUAAAAAUAUUCUAAAACACAUUAAUUGCUAUUAUAUUACUCUCUAAUCCAUUGAACUUUUUUUUCUUUCCUUUUUAGUUGUUCCGAAAACAUUGUUCAUUUUUUUUACUGUGUACAAAUAUUUAUCAUACAAUUUUUACUAUUCUUAUUUCCCACUUAAUUCCAAGUGCGCAAUGUCCGGUCACUCCGGUGGGAUAGAUGUGAUACUAACAAAUUUAAACAUGUCACUCAAUUAGUAAUGAUCAAAUUGAAGGGAGAAAAAGUAACACCAAAAUAUAUACCAUACAUGCAAAACACAAUUGUUUUUUAAGAAUAAAAAAAUCUGAUUAGUUAAGGAUCACCACCUCUUCUAAUCAUGUCUACUAAUUUUCUGUUGCAUUUUGAUAGAUCUAAUGUAGUAGAAUAAAGAGAAAUGGUCCUCAAUAGGACUAAAUAAUAACUUAUGUACCCGUAUAAGACCUCUUACUUUUUAAAACCUAAAUAGGACCAUUCUUUUCCUUAAUACCAUUUUUGUCCCUACUUAAAUAAAAGAAGCCCCUCUCCCCCGCACUUCAAUUUCUCUUUCCGGGCUAUUUUCCCAUUCCUCAGGGCCCAUGCCGUCUCACUUCUUUUCUUUUUCUCCCAUUCUGCUUUGAUCUAUUCCUUUCGCGACAUAAUAGAAGUGCAACAAGCUUCUCAUUAAUGCCCCUCUUUUGUCUGGCGCGAAUCGACCGGGCUAUCCGUGACGCAAUGAGGGAAUUACAGAAGUGAAGAUGAGGCGGUGGUGUUUUCCCGGUGCUAACUCCUGCUACUCAAGCAGAGUUAGAAGUUCUAUUUUUUUCUUACGUUUGCUUAUUUUUUAAGGACUGUUGAUUGUUGCUUCACGGCUGCUUGAGGGGAUAGCUUCCACGUGGUGGGAGAGUGUAGAAGGGAAAUACCAUGGGGAGGUCUCAUGGUUAAAUUUUGAGCAGGAAUUCUAUGACCAAUACUACACCGACUAUGAGAAGAACGUCAAGCGUAGGGAGUACACCAACCUCAAACAGAAGGAGGGUGGUUCUGUUCUGUUAAACAGUUGGAGCAAGAUUUUAGAACCUUGGCUAGGUUCUUGCCGGAGUACGCGAUCAAUGAGGACCGCAUGGCGGAGCACUUUUGGGAUGCCUUACUCUUGGACAUCCGUGAUCGGGCUACGUACUCGCGCCACAUGACCUUUAGCGAGGUGGUGGAGCAGGGCCUUCUUGGGGAGGCUCAAUGGAAUGAGAGAAAGGAAAGAGACGCCGAGGAGGCGAAAAAGAGAAAAUGGCAUAGUUCGGGGCCGCCCGAGCAAACACAAAGGAAUAACGACGGUGGGGUGGUGGUACGUUCAAGGCGCCGGCACCACCGGCGAAGAAGAACAAGGAUGCUCGGUGGCACCCAUCCUCCUCUCAAAAUACGGGGCCUCCUAAGUGUGCCAACUGUUCAAAGAAUCACUUCGGGAAGUGUAACGCACCCCCGAGGUGUUAUCGAUGUGGGAACACGGGCCACAUGAAGGCUAAUUACCCACAAUUGGGAGGAGGAGCUCCGGGGACCGGAAAAGGGACCACGACGGGAAGAAACUGUGCGGGACCAUCAAACGGCGGCACGGGGAGAGGCGGCGCAUCCACAAGCCAUGCCGCAUCCGUCAACCAAGGUGGGACCCAAGCUCGAGUGUACGCAAUGACUGAGGCGGAUGCGCGAGCAAACCCGGAUUCCGUUACAGGUAAUACACUUAUUUCUCUGUAUUUCUACGCUUAUUUGGAUCAUAUACGUCAUUGGGGUUGGUUGCAGGCCACCCCGGGGUCAAAUCGGGCGAGUUUGGGACAAAACGGACUGAAGGCAGAAACUCGGUACACGUUUUGCCUACAGGCACGCCGUGCCCACCACUUAGGCACGCCGUGCCUGAGGCUGGCAGUGUGUAGGUACACGUUUUGCCUACAGGCACGACGUGCCUACCACCCAGGCACGCCGUGCCUGAGGCUGGCAGGGAGUGGGUACAUGUUUUGCCUACAGGCACGCCGUGCCUGGACCCCCAAGCGCCCAAAACUGCAUUUUCCCGCUCCGUUCUUCUACGUUUGGACCCCCAUUUGAUUCCAAACAUUAAUAUGAACCCAAUAACCUCCUAAAAGUGUCCAAAAACAUUAGAAAACGUAUCUCACAUGGUGUAUAAAUGUAGGAACAUUAAAGGUCAAUGGUAGGGGUGUAAGGAUCCUCAUCGAUACCGGGGCACAACGCUCAUUUGUGAGUGAGGCGUUCGCUGAGGGUCUUGACGUGCCAUUGACGCCUAUGACGCAAACAUUGCUAGUCUCCACACCAUUAGGAGACGAUGUGGAGAGAAAUCAUUACUAUCCAUCAUGUGAGGUGGAAGUGACGGGUCAACCCUUGACUUGUGAUUUCGUACCUCUAAGCAUGUUGGAGUUCGAUGCAAUCCUAGGAAUGGAUUGGCUCGAGAAACACCAUGCUCGAGUGGAUUGCUACACCAAAGUGUUGGAGCUCGAGGAUGAUCAAGGAAACACGCUAUGUUUCGAAGGAGAUCGGGGAAAGUCUCAUGCAUGUAUCAUAUCUGUGAUGAGGGCACGGAAGAUGAUGAGGAAGAUGCAUACCUUGCUUACGUGGUAGACGAUGAAAAGAAAGAAGUUGACAUCAAGGAUGUGCGAGUCGUGUGCAAGUACCCGGACGUCUUUCUCAAGGACCUACUGGGGUUUCCACCCGAUAGAGAGAUCGAAUUCGUAAUUGAAGUGGAGCCGGGAACCAAGCCCAUUUCGAUUCCUCCUUAUCGAAUGGCACCGGCUGAACUUCAAGAAUUGAAGGUCCAACUGCAAGAAUUAUUAGACAACGGGUUCAUCAGACCCAGUCAAUCACCGUGGGGAGCACCCGUACUCUUUGUGAACAAGAAAGAUGGUACACUAAGAAUGUGUAUCGACUACCGACAGUUGAACAAGGUCACAAUCAAGAAUAGGUAUCCUUUACCGAGGAUUGAUGACUUGUUUGAUCAACUUCGAGGGGCAAUAGUAUUCUCGAAGAUUGACUUGAGGUCGGGGUAUCAUCAGUUGAAAAUCAAGGAGAGUGACAUACCUAAGAGUGCAUUUCGCACUAGAUAUGGUCAUUACGAGUUUCUUGUGAUGUCAUUUGGUUUAACCAAUGCACCGACAACAUUCAUGGACUUGAUGAACCGUGUGUUUAGUGAAUACUUAGAUCAAUUUGUGAUAGUAUUCAUUGAUGAUAUCUUGAUAUACUCCAAGAGCGAGGAGGAGCACGAACAUCAUUUGGGGCUUAUACUUGAUUGGCUAAGGGAAAAGCAACUCUUUGCCAAGUUCUCUAAAUGCGAAUUUUUGCUCAAGGAGAUUGGUUUCCUCGGUCAUGUCAUAUCCGGUUCGGGCGUUGCUGUGGAUAACGCCAAGAUAAAAGCUAUUAUGGAUUGGGAGAGACCCAAGAAUGUGAAAGAGAUACGUAGUUUCCUUGGCUUGGCGGGAUACUAUCGUAAAUUUGUCGAGAAAUUCUCCGUAUUGGCAUCUCUAUUGACGAAGCUCACAAAGAAAGGGGUCAAGAUCACAUGGGACGACAAAUGUGAGCAAGGAUUCCUUGAACUGAAGAAACGACUUACCGAAGCACCAGUCCUCGCCCUACCCAUACAGGGGAUAGGGUAUGAUAUUUACAGCGAUGCUAGCAUCCAAGGGCUUGGAUGUGUUCUGAUGCAAAACGGUAAAGUGAUUGCCUAUGCUUCUAGGGAAUUGAGGAAACACAAGGUGAACUACCCUACCCAUGAUCUAGAAUUGGGGGCGGUAUUGUUUGCAAUAAAAAUUUGGAGACAUUAUCUCUACGGGGAUACAUGUCACAUUUAUACGGAUCAUAAGAGCUUGAAGUAUGUAUUCACUCAGAAAGAGUUGAAUAUGAGGCAGAAGAGAUGGAUGGAGUUCAUCAAGGACUAUGACUUGAUCAUCGACUAUCAUCCCGGAAAGGCCAAUGUAGUGGCCGACGCACUGAGCAGGAAGAGUACGUCAGGGACGUUACUUACUUGUCUACAAGAAUUGAGGGCACACGUGGAGGUGUCCACGAGCGGGGCGCUCAUUGCUAGGUUUGAGGUUAGGCCUACAUUGCUGGGUGAGAUCAGUAGAUGUCAGGCCAUUGAUGAGGAGUGUCAAAAGAUUCGUGAACGGAUCCUUGAGGGGCCCGUUGAGAAUUUUCGGGUACGUGAUGAUGGUCUUUUAUUAUUUAAAGAUCGUGUGUGCAUACCAAGGAAUGAGGAGCUCCAGAAAUCUAUAUUGGAGGAGGCUCAUUCUUCAGCAUAUGCUAUGCAUCCAGGAGGUACUAAGAUGUACCGAGAUUUGAAGGAAAGUUACUGGUGGUCAGGGAUGAAGAGAGACAUCGCAGAGUAUGUGAGUCGAUGCCUUACUUGCCAGCAAGUUAAGGCAGAGCAUCAGCACCCGGCAAGGCUUUUGCAGCCACUCACCAUCCCAGAGUGGAAAUGGGAACAUGUGACCAUGGACUUCGUGGUGGGGCUGCCACGAACAGUGAACAACUACGAUGCAGUAUGGGUAGUGGUGGAUAGGCUCACCAAGAGUGCACACUUUUUGCCUAUCAACAUUACUUACCCUCUUGAAAGAUUGGCCAAGCUAUACACGGAGGAGAUUGUAAGAUUACAUGGAGUCCCGAUAUCCAUUGUCUCGAAUAGGGAUCCACGAUUCACGUCCCGAUUUUGGCCGAAGUUCCAAGCAUCGUUGGGGACUAAACUGAAGUUUAGCAAAGCUUUUCAUCCACAGACGGAUGGACAGUCCGAGCAGGUGAUUCAGAUUUUGGAAGACAUGCUUAGGGCAUGUGCUCUGGAGUUCCAAGGAAGUUGGGACAAGCAUUUGGCUCUAGUGGAGUUUGCCUAUAACAACAGUUAUCAGGCGAGUAUUGGCAUGCCUCCAUACGAGGCAUUGUAUGGGAGGAAAUGCAGAACACCGUCGUGUUGGGACGAGGUUGGCGAGGCCAAACUCGAAGGGAUAGAACUGGUUGAGAUCACCAAGGCCAAGAUGAGGAUCAUUCAGGAUAGACUAAGGGCUGCUCAGGACCGACAGAAGAGUUAUGCUGACAAACGGCGGAGACCGUUGGAGUUCGAGGUUGGUGAUGAGGUUUUUCUAAGGAUUUCUCCUUGGAAGGGCAUCAUCCGAUUUGUAUCAAGGGGGAAGCUUAACCCCCGAUACAUCGGUCCAUUUGAAAUCCUUGAAAGGAUAGGGGUCGUGGCUUACCGUCUCAAGUUGACACCAGAACUUGAGAAGAUACAUGACGUGUUUCAUGUAUCGAUGCUCAAGAAGUACACACGGGACCCAUCUCAUAUUCUUGAGAAACCGCUGGUAGAGAUCCGUGAGGAUUUGCAAUAUGCGAUAGAGCCGGUGAAGAUAGUAGGUCAACAAGUGAAGAAAUUUAGGAACAAGGAGAUUCAUAUGGUAAAGGUUCUGUGGAGAAGUGAUCAGGUCAAAGAAGAAACGUGGGAGACCGAAGUCUCAAUGAGGGAGCAAUACCCAUUUCUUUUCGAUUAGAUACUUGGAUUUCGGGGACGAAAUCCCAAAUAAGGGGGGUGAACUUGUAACACCGUCCCAAAAUAUAUUUACUUUUAUGUAAAUAAUGUAUUGAACCUUAUUAAAGGAUUAAUGAAUUUACGAAGUUGUAAAUUUUUAUUAUUUCUUUCGCGUGAAUAGUAAAUUGCACAUGGGACCCACACCGGGAGCGGGGGCCGCCUGAUAUUCCCAAGAUCACAUAAAUUAUUCUUAUGGGUCGAAAUAAUAUUUAUAUUGUGGUGGACAUCUUAUUUGGGCCAUGGGAAGGCCUGGGGUUGACCGAUUGGUCAAAAGAAGCCCAAAUACCGGUACCGACAAUUUAACAGAUAACAGUCCGAAAAUGAAUUUCGGAGACUUCUAAAUUAAUGUUUUGGAAUAUAUAUUAUUUCAAAAGGCCAUUACGAUUGGGAACACGUAAUAUAUUUCAUUGGACCCUGUUGAGUUUAAUCCAACACGAUAUAGUAAAUAUAUGUAUAAAUGUGUAUGAACAACUCAGUUUUUACGUGGAAACCCGAAAGGGAGAAAACCACGGGACUUUUUAGGCUAAUGUCCAAGCCCUCUCUUUCUCAUUAGGACUCUCCUCACAAUUACAUUGUACAAGCUCCCAUUAAUGGAGUAUUGAGCUAAGUUUAAGAGAAGAAGGAAGAUGAAUCUAAAGGAGGAUCCCUAAAACAUGGAGGGAAGCCUCCUAUAAAUAGGGGAAGGGGAGAAGGGGCUCUCCACCCUAAUGGGCCAAACGGGCCAGAGUGGGCCCAAAUGGCUAAAGUGGGCAGGAUGGGCCGAAAUGGGCCUAGCUGCUCGGGCCCCGUACUACGUAAAGCCUUGGACUCAUGAACAGUAAUAGGCCGGGAUAAUAUAUCCCAACACAAGUCCCCCAGUUUCUUGAGUAGUGAGCUCGCGAAUCUGCUCGAGAAAAUAUACUCUGCCUGCGCUCUUCCUCUGUCUUGCUGGAAACUGUGUCUUCACAUAAUCAUCAUAUAUGAGUGAGUGUCUGCACUCCUGAACGUAAUCUACCAGUGAGGCACCCCCCUUCCCGACAGGGUCGGGCGAACGGUGCUCCUCCACGGGCACACUCACCCUGAAUGCAUCAGGUGGGAGUAAAGGACUCUGACUCGAGCUUUCCAAUCGGAGAAGCUUAGAGGUCCACGCAUCUAUAAACCGACGUCGCGGUACUGUCAAAACAUGAUGCACGUGUGUUUGUAUGAAUGUAUGAGGUAUGAUGCAUGAAUGCAUGUAAUGUAUGGGUGCAAUGUAUGAGAGAGGGAAUGCAAGAUGUGAUAGGAGCGGUAGCUCUCAACGAUAACCCGGGCAUGUCAGCGCCGAGGGGCAGACGUGCUGCAUAAGAGACGUUCGUCGCCAUCCUGAAAGGGAUGGGCGACCCUAACGUGAGCCAGACACGAUGGCGCUGGGGCGCUAAUCGUGCUGCAUAAGAGACGUUCGUCGCCAUCCUGAAAGGGAUGGGCGACCCUAACGUGAGCCAGACACGAUGGCGCUGGGGUGCUGAUCGUGCUGCAUAAGAGACGUUCGUCGCCAUCCUGAAAGGGAUGGGCGACCCUAACGUGAGCCAGACACGAUGGCGCUGGGGCGCUGAUCGUGCUGCAUAAGAGACGUUCGUCGCCAUCCUGGAAGGGAAUUUGGCGAUCCGAACGUGAAAGAGACACGAUGGCGCUGAGAAGCCGAUCGUGCUGCAUAAGAGACGUUCGUCGCCAUCCUGAAAGGGAUGGGCGACCCUAACGUGAGCCAGACACGAUGGCGCUGGGGCGCUGAUCGUGCUGCAUAAGAGACGUUCGUCGCCAUCCUGAAAGGGACGGGCGACCCUAACGUGAGCCAGACACGAUGGCGCUGGGGCGCUGAUCGUGCUGCAUAAGAGACGUUCGUCGCCAUCCUGAAAGGGAUGGGCGACCCUAACGUGAGCCAGACACGAUGGCGCUGGGGCACUGAUCGUGCUGCAAGAGAGACGUUCGUCGCCAUCCUGAAAGGGACGGGCGACCCUAACGUGAGCCAGACACGAUGGCGCUGAGGCGCUGAUCGUGCUGCAUAAGAGACGUUCGUCGCCAUCCUGAAAGGGAUGGGCGACCCUAACGUGAGCCAGACACGAUGGCGCUGGGGCGCUGAUCGUGCUGCAUAAGAGACGUUCGUCGCCAUCCUGAAAGGGAUGGGCGACCCUAACGUGAGCCAGACACGAUGGCGCUGGGGCGCUGAUCGUGCUGCAUAAGACGGUCGUCGCCAUCCUGGAGGGAAUGGGCGAGCUGAACCGUGAAGCCAAGUACGAUGGCGCCGAGGGGCCGAUCGCACUGCACAAGACGUUCGUCGCCAUCCUGGAGGGAAUGGGCGAGCCGAACCGUGAAGCCAAAUACGAUGGCGCCGAGGGGCCGAUCGCACUGCAUAAGACGUUCGUCGCCAUCCUGGAAGGGAAUGGGGCGAUCCGAACGUGAAAGAGAUACGACGGCGCUGAGAAGCCGAUCGUGCUGCAUAAGACGUUCGUCGCCAUCCUGGAGGGAAUGGGCGAGCCGAACCGUGAAGCCAAAUACGAUGGCGCCGAGGGGCCGAUCGCACUGCAUAAGACGUUCGUCGCCAUCCUGGAGGGAAUGGGCGAGCCGAACCGUGAAGCCAAGUACGAUGGCGCUGAGGGGCCGAUAGUGAUACAGAAAAAUAGUGAUGAUCAUCUCAUGGCCCUCGGCCUGUCGGUGAGUGGUAAUCGUCUCACGGCCCUCGGCCGUGCUGGUGAUGUGUCAAGUCUCUCUCCUGAUUGGCUGUGAGAAGCCGAUCGUCUGCCAGGACUCCAUCCGGGAAGGAAUGGUGAGCCUGAAAUAAAUCUGGGCGGUGUCUUUUCUACCUGAUCUGGGGAGCUAAUCGUCGUUCGAGGCAAAAGAAAACCUGAUGUUAGCCGAUCGUCGUCGGCCACUUCAUUCUUCGUACUUAAGUCUUGUAAUUAUUCUUUACAUAUGUUUUUCAGUUUGUACUUCACAGCCAAUAGUGCCAAGGGAUAAAAUCAUUCUUUGCUCCGUGCUCUUCUGGCAUCUUUUUUUUUUUUUUUUUUUUUUGGAGUCUUUUAGUCUUCGUUCGUCAUUGGUCCUUGGUCCUACCGGCGUUCUUACAUCGAAGAUACGUUCGGUAUCCGCGGACAUCGCAAUGAGGAACAGGUAUAUCUACAUCGAGAUUCCCCCUUUUUCGUUCGUCCCUGGUCCUUUUAGUCUUACCGGCGUCUCUUGCAUCGAAGAAGACGUUCGGUACCCAAGGAACUCGCAGGGACGAACUGGUUUACCCUCACGGGUUCCCGUCUUUGUUAUCCCACGUCCAUCGAUCCAUGGUCAUUGUGGGAUGAACAGGUUUAUCUUGGCAAGGCUCCCUUGGUUCGUCUAGCCCCCUCCGCGUCUCUACUAACCUCUACAUCGAGAGGCGUUCGUCUUCGGCGGUGGGAGAAGAUCUGGCACACCCGGGCAAUAUUCCCUUCCACAUAGGAGCUACCCUCCUCUUCUCCCCAUCUUUUUUUUUUGUUUGUUUGAGGGAGGCAAUCUAUAUUCUUCGUUCGUCCUUGGUUCUUGGUCCUACCGGCGCUCUUGCUUCGAAGAGACGUUCGGUAUCCGCGAAACUCGCAAGGAGGAACAGGUUUAUCUACAUCGAGAUUCCCUAGCUCUUCUUAGUCCGUCCCUGGUCUGUGGUCCUACCGAUCUUCCUACAUCGAAGAAGACAUGCGGUAUCCAAGAAACUCGCAGGGAUCACGGGAUGUCACACAUAAUGGUGGUGGCAUAGCGAACGAAUAUAAUGACAAGGCGAUGGAGACGUUGGUCGUCAUGCGAAGGCGAUGGUCACCCUCCUAAGGGGAGGGGUGAGCCCGAUCGCUAACUCAAGAAGGUCGGCAUUGGGAGCCGAUAUACAAUGAUCAUAAUGUCGCUGAGCAGUCGGUCCUGAUAAUGGAGACGGCGAUAGUGUCUAGGUCAGGCCGAUAUAUCCGAGCAACGGCUCUCAUCCACGCAGUGCGGGGAUGAAACCGGUCUUCAAAAGAUAAAUAUGUCGUGCCAAGAGGCCGAACAUAACAUGAUAGUGUCGGCAGUGAGAGGCCGACCUGAAAGAAUCAAACAACGGUCCUCAUCCGCGAGGUGGCGGGGACGGGGCCGGUCUUCAAAAGAUAAGCACGCCGAGCCGAGAGGCCGGUCGUGGUAUAAUGGUGUCGGCAAUGAGCGGCCGAUCUGAGAAAAUCAAGCAACGGUCCUCGUCCGCGAGGGCGGGGACGAGGCCGGUCUUCAAAAGAUAAGCACGCCGAGCCGAGAGGCCGGUCGUGGUAUAAUGGUGUCGGCAAUGAGCGGCCGAUCUGAGAAAAUCAAGCAAUGGUCCUCGUCCGCGAGGGCGGGGACGAGGCCGGUCUUCAAAUAAGAUAAUCAUGCCGUGCCGAGAGGCCGGUCAUGAUGUAAUGAUGUCGGCAAUGAGAGGCCGAUCUGAAAUCAAGCAACGGUCCUCGACCGCGCAGUGCGGGGACGAGGCCGGUCUUCAAAUAUGAUGAUCAUGUCGGUCCGAGAGGCCGGUCGUGAUAUAAUAAUGUCGGCGAUGAGAGGCCGACCUGAAAGAAAUCCAGCAACGGUCUUCGUCCGCGCAGCGCGGGGACGAGGCCGGUCUUCUAAAGAUAAGCACGCCGAUCCGAGAGGCCGGUCGUGAUAUAGUGAUGUCGGCAAUGACAGGCCGACCUGAAAUCCAGCAACGGUCCUCAUCCGCGCAUCGCGGGGACGAGGCCGGUCUUCAAAGGAUAAACACGCCGUACCGUGAGGUCGGCGUGAUGUAAGGAUGGUCCCACGACCCUCGGCCGUAGUGGUCUCCUGUAGGCCACCGGCUCUGAAUGAUGGAUGAUCGUCUCACGGUCCUCCGUCGUGGUAGUCCACUCUAGACCCUCGGCCUCUAGGUGUUCUCUCCUAGGCCAUCGGUCUCUGGGGUGGAGAUGCUCGUCUCACGGUCCUCAGCCGCGAUGGUCUCCUCUUUAGCUGGCCCUGAACGUCCCCAAGACUUGGGCCGAGCGUCUUUUAAUCAUUUUGCUCGAGCGCGUCGAGCGGCUUCAUCUGCGCAAUAAGCAUGGUAACGGGCCGCACGGCCCGACAAUAAAUAUGCACACACAACCGUCUGCAUGGCGGAGUCUUUAUCAUCCACGAUUACCGGCCUAUGGGUCAUCGCGACCCUCGGCCCGGCUCAUCGUGCAGGGUUAAUGGACGUAGCAGCUCGCGGCGGGGCCAAUCAGCAGCCCGCCGAACGUCACAUAAAUAUAAUCAUUGGUCUAUGAGUUUUCAAACUCAGACCCAAGUUGGUCGCACUGCCCUCGGAAAAACGAGGUUGAGUGCUUUGGUGCCCUCGGGCGCCAUAGGCCACGUUCGGCAAUAGUCACUUCGCGCCUAAUGGCGUAGAUUACAUUGGGGUAUGAUCGUCGCUCGGGCACUUGAUGCCGUGCAGACUAAUGCGUAACCCCCAAAUUAAAAUGCGUCGUCGGGGCAUCGCCUUUCUGGAGACGCUCGGAUCACUUAAUCAAACUGAUCGAGAGUGGGCCAACAGGCCCACGAGAAAUUAAAUAUUUAAUAAAAUGUUGGCUGAACCAACCAGAGCUUCGCUCCACAUUAUUUAAUUCGGGACAUUUUAUCCCUAAUGAAUAAUAGUGAUGUAACAGGCAAUAACAAUGAUAUUUCCCUAUCAAAGGCCAUUCAAGUAUACUCCGCUCGCUAAUUAAAGCCGAUCAGGAGCGGGCCGACGGGCCCAUAACAACCAAUCAUUAAUUAAAAUGACGGUGAAAAGUAAUUAUUACCACAAGAGCGUUUACUCACUUGAGCCAUGCUCGACAUUAUUUAAGUUCGGGAUACUUCUAUCCCUAUUAAAUAAUGUGAUAAUAAUUAAUAGCAAUAACAUUAUUGAAACUUAAUUAACAUGUGAAUGAGGGAGCAUAUGUGAUACUUAGCUCUUGGAGAUAAGUUUCGGUUAGAUGAAAAGGUCUGACUUGAUCAAAUUGAGCUUCCAACAUAUUGUGACUUGGUCAAAACUCCCCAAAGAAGGUGGCCCCCCAUUGCUUGGCUCCAAACACGCAGACGUGGUCUUCUGAGGGCCAUAUUCAUUAUAUACAGUGUAUCUCUAAGAAGGCAGGUGGAGCUCCCUCUAUCAACUCGGACGUAGCUCAUACGCCGGCCACCUUCUGCCGGCGGUAUGGUGGUUGCAGCAGAGCACGGGCGGUCAGAGGGGAUCGUGGUCGCAGCAGAGCAAUAGUAUACGGAGUACGGUGGUUGGAACUCCGAAAUACACACCUUUAUGAGCUCCAAACCGCCAUUAAUGGCGGAAACCCAUCUGUCCCGAGGUUGAGGUGGAUUCGUCCACUGCCACGACGCCCACCGGUACUUCGGCUUGAUGAAGGAGCUGCGGCUGGGGUGAUGAAACUCGAGGCAGACCGGAGUUCGCACUCCACCCCUGGCUCGGAGCCGCAUCGCCGCCGGCUGAGUCGGCCAUGGUUACUCCUUCCGACUAUAUCUGGAUCUGAACGUUUACAACAUCUUUUUUCUCUUCUUUUUCACUUCGUACCUUCUUCUUCCUUUUCCUUUCCAGAACACUUCUUCUUUGCUUUUCUUCUUCAUCGGUCUGUUGGACGGAGCUGCUGGCGGCGGAUCCAGAGCUUCCCCAGACCAAACUUCCAGAUUUUUUCUUUUUCAUUUUGCUAGAAUCAGUCCACUUCGUAUGAAUUUUUGCAGAAACUCAAGAACAGUAGAACACACGAAUCUUUUUGGACGGAUUCCCACAGACGGCGCCAGUGUUGAGUUUAAUCCAACACGAUAUAGUAAAUAUAUGUAUAAAUGUGUAUGAACAACUCAGUUUUUACGUGGAAACCCGAAAGGGAGAAAACCACGGGACUUUUUAGGCUAAUGUCCAAGCCCUCUCUUUCUCAUUAGGACUCUCCUCACAAUUACAUUGUACAAGCUCCCAUUAAUGGAGUAUUGAGCUAAGUUUAAGAGAAGGAGGAAGAUG